AUGGACGGGGACGAUCUCAUCGCCUCGGUCUACCGCAAGAUCGAGCGGGAAAAGGCCCUUAUCACCGCUGCGUCGAACAUGCGACAGUCGACCGAUAAUCCCAUGGUGCAGCAGCGAGUCGAUGCGAACAUCCGCGAUGGCCGGAAGAACAUUGCUUACCUGGAGGAGAAGAUGCGGGAGCUGCAGCUCCGUCGCGAUGGAGGAGGUUCCCCCACCGAUAAGCGUCUCCCGCCCAACCCUGAGGCUGGUCCCAUGACCCCUCAGAAGGACUAUCCCCAGGGAUAUGGUGGGAACGACGAGUACGGCGAUGGCUCCGGGCCGUACCCGCACGGAGGAUCUGGUUCCAUGCCGUCAGGGGCCCCAUACGCAGACCCCCGGCCUUUCGCUCCCGUGCCCAAGGCCCGGCCCAAUUACACGAAGCUGGACUUGAUCAAAUAUGAUACUUCUUACCUCGGACCCAAGAUCCAGCUCAUGCUGUCACAGCUCGAAUUCAAGCUGAGCGUGGAGAAGCAGUACAAGGCCGGUAUUGAGAAGAUGGUUCGCCUAUAUCAGGAUGAGGGGGAUAGGAAGAGCCGGACGGACGCCGAAGGUCGGCGAAUUGAGAGUAACCAGAAGAUCCAGUUGCUCAAGCAGGCCCUCAAACGUUAUGAAGAUCUUCACGUCGACAUUGAAUCGACGGAUACCCCUGAUGAUGAAAGCUUAAGCACACCCAACCUGCGAAAGCCCCUCACCGGGCUCUUGACAUUCCGGAUCCAUGCCGUCAAGGACGUAGACCAUGCUACUAGCUCGAGAUUUUCCCGAGGCCCCGAAACGUUCAUAGUGCUUAAGGUGGAGGAUACCAUCAAGGCCAGGACAAAAGCGACGCGGAUCGACAGGUGGCAGGACGAAACAUUCACCAUCGACAUUGAUAAAGCAAAUGAGAUUGAGCUUACGGUAUAUGACAAAGCCGGAGACCGGCCUACUCCAAUUGGUAUGCUCUGGGUGCGCAUCUCGGAUAUCGCUGAAGAGAUGCGUCGUAAAAAGAUCGAGAGCGAGUUCAACGCAUCGGGACCCGGGGGCCCUGCUGGGGGCUCGGGUCAAGCUUACGGUGAUGCUACUGGUGGCGCGUCUGCCGGGGGCCAGGUGAUGAUCGAUUCGUGGUUCGCGCUGGAACCAGUGGGUCGGAUUUAUCUCUCAAUGAGUUUCGCCAAGCAGCUGAAGGACCGACGGCCGUUCGACAUCGGUCUCAACCGCCAGGGUGCAGUUCGGCAGAAGAAGGAGGAGGUCCACGAGAAGCAGGGCCACAAGUUUAUCACUCAGCAGUUCUACAACAUCAUGCGUUGUGCCCUCUGCGGCGACUUCCUCAAAUACGCUGCCGGGAUGCAGUGCGCCGACUGCAAGUACACUUGCCAUAAGAAGUGCUACCCUAAGGUGGUGACCAAGUGUAUCAGCAAGGCGAACUAUGAGACCGAUCCCGACGAGGAAAAGAUCAACCACCGUAUCCCGCAUCGUUUCGAAGGUUUCUCCAAUAUCUCCGCCAACUGGUGUUGCCACUGUGGGUAUUUGCUUCCCUUUGGGCGGAAGAAUGCAAAGCGAUGCAGCGAGUGUGGUCUUACCUGCCACGCGCACUGUACUCAUCUGGUGCCUGAUUUCUGUGGUAUGUCCAUGGAGGCAGCCAACCAAAUCUUGGAAACCCUGAUUCGCACCAAGCACCACAAGACUGCGUCCGUCAGCUCUGGUCUCAGUGGCCCCACGCUUCGACCCAGUGGUGCCUCUCGGGGCUCUCAGGACAACCCAGCCAUGUCCUACCCACAGCGUCCUGGCGAGAGCCCAUAUGGAGCACCCCCGCGACAGCCUUCCGCUGAAGCUGUGAGCGCGGCCAACAACUCCUAUCCACCUCCGCAGUCCCCGACAGCUGCUGCCAGGCAGCCAAUGCCCCCGAGAACGUCGUCGUCGAACGCUGCGGUCGCCGCUGCCGCUGCGGCGACAGGAAUGACCCCACCACAGCAGACGCCAGUCGAGCAGAGUCGCCCCAUGCCACCGCCGCUGGCCACCUACGACCCGAAAGCGUACGAACCAUACGCCAAUGCCCCGCAAGGUAUCCCGCCUCAAAUCCAGCACGCACCUCCGCCCACGUAUGGUGUACCUACACAGGAUCCUAUGCAGAUGGUUCCACAGAAGCCGGCCGAGGUUCCUCAGCAACAGGCGAAGGUCCGGAUUGGAUUGGAUCACUUCAAUUUCCUGGCGGUUCUGGGCAAGGGUAACUUCGGAAAGGUCAUGUUGGCGGAAACCAAGAGCGCCAAGAAGCUUUACGCAAUCAAGGUCUUGAAGAAGGAGUUCAUCAUUGAGAAUGAUGAAGUCGAAAGCACCAAGUCCGAGAAGCGAGUAUUCAUGAUCGCGAACAAAGAGCGCCACCCCUUUUUACUCAAUCUUCACGCUUGUUUCCAGACCGAAACUCGUGUUUACUUCGUCAUGGAGUACAUCAGCGGUGGUGAUCUGAUGUUGCACAUUCAGCGCGGCCAAUUUGGUCUCAAGCGGGCCCAGUUCUACGCCGCGGAGGUUCUUCUAGCCCUCAAGUAUUUCCAUGAGAACGGUGUCAUUUACCGUGAUUUGAAGCUCGACAACAUCAUGCUGACCCUGGACGGCCAUAUCAAGGUUGCUGAUUACGGUCUUUGCAAGGAGAACAUGUGGUACGGAGCUACGACGAGCACGUUCUGUGGUACUCCGGAAUUCAUGGCGCCCGAGAUUCUCCUGGAUAAGAGAUACGGCCGGGCCGUUGACUGGUGGGCCUUCGGGGUACUGAUCUAUCAGAUGCUUUUGCAGCAGUCUCCGUUCCGCGGUGAAGAUGAAGAUGAAAUCUACGAUGCCAUUCUCGCGGAUGAGCCGCUGUAUCCCAUCCACAUGCCCCGAGAUUCGGUCUCUAUCCUCCAGAAGCUGCUGACGCGUGAGCCGGAACUGCGUCUUGGUUCGGGCCCCACGGAUGCGCAGGAAGUCAUGUCCCAUGCCUUCUUCCGCAACAUCAACUGGGAUGAUAUUUAUCAUAAGCGCGUUCCCCCGCCUUUCAUGCCAAGCAUCAGCAGCCCUACCGAUACCAGCAACUUUGACCAGGAGUUCACCAGCGUGACUCCGGUCCUGACGCCCGUGCAGUCCGUUCUCUCCCAGGCGAUGCAAGAGGAGUUCCGCGGCUUCUCGUACACCGCCGACUUCGCAUGA
Molecule: messenger RNA, 3192 nt
Organism: Aspergillus sclerotioniger CBS 115572
Lineage: Eukaryota; Fungi; Ascomycota; Eurotiomycetes; Eurotiales; Aspergillaceae
Gene: pkcA
Product: protein kinase c
Exons: 10
Coding region: 1-3192 (1063 amino acids)
Biological process (GO): fungal-type cell wall biogenesis; protein phosphorylation; signal transduction
Molecular function (GO): ATP binding; diacylglycerol-dependent serine/threonine kinase activity
Source: RefSeq, a predicted model, not a curated record